This is a messenger RNA of Sparassis crispa, 1710 nucleotides long. Its product is annotated as MFS glucose transporter mfs1. Gene Ontology annotation, biological process: carbohydrate transport; transmembrane transport. NCBI's taxonomy places the organism in Eukaryota, Fungi, Basidiomycota, Agaricomycetes, Polyporales, Sparassidaceae. Gene Ontology annotation, molecular function: carbohydrate:proton symporter activity. Gene Ontology annotation, cellular component: membrane. The transcript is spliced from 14 exons. The record is from RefSeq and is a predicted model, not a curated record. Bases 1 to 1710 code for a protein of 569 amino acids.
AUGUUGCAGGAUGUUGAUCGUCGUUCUAUAACACCCGACCCGGAAGAUACGGACAAUCCUGAAGGCACAUCCUGUUCGCAUCCACUUCUACCAGCAGGCACAACCCUGCGCGGGGGAACACUUAUCUUGGACCCUGACGGACACUCCUACACCUAUGCUUACGGUCCCAAGGGUAUCCCUGGGCUGUUCCACAAUUAUUACGCCCUCGGCUGUGCCGUAUUUGCCUCCAUGGGGGGGCUGCUGUUCGGCUACGAUCAAGGUGUGAUUGCGAACGUGUUGGUCAUGAAGGAAUUCACUGCAAGGUGGCCGGUGGGCGCAUGGGAGAAAGGCGUCAUGACGGCUGUGCUUGAGCUGGGGUCGCUGGUCGGCGCCUUGAUAUCUGGUGUCUUCGCAGAUCGGUAUUCACGACGACAGUCUGUCCUAGUAGCCUGUGUCGUGUUUUGCAUCGGAUCUGCCUUUCAGUUCGGUGCUCAAACAUUAAACCAUUUGAUACUUGGUCGUGCUAUUGGAGGUCUUGGUGUUGGUGCACUCAGCAUGAUUUCCCCUCUUUACAUGGCUGAGAUCAGCCCACCUGAACUGCGAGGGUCGCUUAUGGCCAUCGAGCAGUUUGCAAUAGUCUUAGGGGCCGUGCUUGGCUUCUGGGUGGGGUUCUUUGCUCGCAACAUUCCGAGUGCCAUGUCAUGGCGAACGCCCUUGGGCAUCCAGUUGAUACCCGGCGUGCUGUUGGCGUUCGGCUGUCUAUUCCUACCGCCAUCUCCGAGAUUGUUGGUUUCCCAAGGACGAAUAGAGGAAGCACUUCGCUCCCUUGCCAAGAUGCGUCUCCGUAGCUCUGCUGAAAGCGAUACAGAUAUCUUGCUGCAGAUAGAGCUUUUGGAGAUGCAAGCCGAGGCUACUUUGAUAGAGCAGACGAUAGGUAGCGCCCCAAAAUCCGGCGCCAUUCGCACUGAAGCCAAUGCAUGGGCACGACUCUUCAGUCACAAGUACAUCAAUCGCACUUCCAUUGGAGUAUUGAUGAUGUUCUUCCAGCAAUGGAGUGGAAUUAAUGCCCUCCUGUACUAUGGUCCCACCCUUGUGCGGUCUCUGGGCCUGCAAGGAGACGAGGUCACGCUUAUAGUUUCAGGAGGGAUAGGCAUUGUGCAAUUUCUGGCUGUUCUUCCCGCCAUUGUGUUACUGGAUAAGACGGGCCGAAAGCCCCUUCUACGAGGGGGAAGUACAGUGAUGGCGGUCUCUCAUUUCUUCAUCGCGAUUUUGGUUUGGCUACAUGAAGGCGAUUGGGCUUCUCAUGCCGUUGCCGCAUGGAUUUCUGUAGGAUGCGUGUAUGUUUUCACCGCUGCCUAUGGCAUCAGUUACGGGCCCAUUGGCUGGGUCCUGCCAAGCGAGGUGUUUCCUCUAUCUAUACGGAGCAAGGGCGUCUCACUAUCGACCGCUUCCAACUGGUUCAACAACUUUUUGGUGGGCCUGCUUACUCCAAGUCUCAUGGAUGCUUCCGCUUCUGGAACAUUUAUGAUUUUCGCGACCGCCUGCUUUCUGGGUUACUUGUGGUCGACGUAUAUGGUGCCCGAGACAGCAAAUGUGUCUUUGGAAGAUAUGGACGCGGUAUUCGGGUCGUCUGUCGGACAAGAAGAUGUGGAGUUGAGGCAGCAGAUUGAACGUGACCUAGGAUUGCACGAUCUUGUUCAUCGUUGGGCUACUGGAGACAACGCAGACUGA